Messenger RNA from Pungitius pungitius (ninespine stickleback), 2656 nucleotides. It is a transcript of the gene rad54l, whose product is annotated as RAD54 like. The coding region runs from base 325 to 2550 and encodes 741 amino acids. NCBI's taxonomy places the organism in Eukaryota, Metazoa, Chordata, Actinopteri, Perciformes, Gasterosteidae. Gene Ontology annotation, molecular function: DNA translocase activity; ATP-dependent chromatin remodeler activity; ATP binding. Gene Ontology annotation, cellular component: nucleus. The record is from RefSeq and is a predicted model, not a curated record. Gene Ontology annotation, biological process: double-strand break repair via synthesis-dependent strand annealing; reciprocal meiotic recombination. The transcript has 18 exons.
GUGUUUUGGCCUCUCCUGCUAGCCGUAGUGUUGUAGAACAUUUAGCGCGAAGUUUGGUAGGAACCGUAACAUAGCUAAACCGAGGAGCAAGUCGCAGUUGGUUGUAUGAAAGUACCGUUAAAUUCAAUCAUACAUCUUCUGUGGUGCUGACAUCACGCUACUUGACCAUGCCGUAUCACUGGUAAUACGUAUUUGUUAGGCCACUUAUUAGUUUUAUAAAGUAAAAGCAAAAACAGCAGCACAGACAUGGGAGACUUGGAAAGGAAGCAGCUAGCAUGCUAAUAACACGGGCAGGUGACGAGUCUGUACUAGGAAACAAGGACAAUGAGAAGGAGUCUUGCACCCAGCCAGGUGGCCAAACGGAAGCAACCAGGAGAUUCGUGUGAAGAUGAAGACUGGACAUGUGACACUGAGAAAAAAAGAAGAUGUGAUAAUGAGAUCAGAGAAAGUCAUAUUUCGCCCUUCAGAAAGCCUUUGAGUCAGCUCAACAAGCUGCAGCCGCCAUGUGUGGAUGGUGACAAACAUGAGGCAUUUAUUCGCAGUAUCCUCUCCAAGCCAUUUAAAAUCCCCAUUCCUAAUUACACAGGCUCACUGGGAAUCAGGGCUCUCGGUCUGAAGCGUGCAGGUGUGAGGAAAGCCCUCCACGAUCCCUUUGCAGAAGAUGCUUUGGUCCUCUACGAGCCCCCGUCUCUGAGCGCUCAUGACCUGAUCCAAGCUGAAAAAGAAAAACUACCGGUCCAUGUUGUUGUGGAUCCAGUUUUAGGAAAGGUUCUCAGACCCCAUCAAAGAGAGGGGGUGAAGUUCCUGUGGGAGUGUGUGACGGGAAGACGCAUCUCGGGCUCGUACGGAUGCAUCAUGGCCGACGAGAUGGGCCUGGGGAAGACCUUGCAGUGCAUCGCCCUCAUCUGGACACUGCUGCGCCAAAGUCCGGAUGCUAAGCCGGAGAUAGACAAGGUCAUUGUGGUUUCCCCUUCCAGUCUGGUUCGCAACUGGUACAAUGAAGUAGGAAAGUGGCUGGGAGGACGCGUCUCACCGGUGGCCAUAGACGGAGGUUCAAAGGAUGAAAUCGAUAGACAAUUAGUGAACUUCAUCUCUCAGCAUGGUUUGAGGAUACCAACCCCGAUCCUGAUCAUCUCAUACGAGACAUUUCGGCUGCACGCCGGGGUUCUGCACAAGGGCAAAGUCGGAAUGGUCAUCUGCGAUGAGGGUCAUCGGCUGAAGAACUCUGACAACCAGACAUACCAGGCUCUAAAUGCCAUGAGUGCCCAGAGGAGAGUGCUGAUAUCCGGCACUCCCAUCCAGAACGACCUGCUGGAGUACUUCAGCCUGGUCCACUUUGUGAAUGCUGGGAUCCUCGGUACAGCCCAGGAGUUUAAAAAGCGAUUUGAGCUUCCCAUCCUCAAAGGGCGAGAUGCAGAUGCUAGUGAUAAAGACAGAGAGACGGGAGAGGGGAAACUUAAGGAGCUGAUCAGCAUCGUCAAUAGGUGCUUGAUUAGAAGAACAUCCGAUAUCUUGUCCAAGUAUCUUCCUGUGAAAAUCGAGCAGGUCGUAUGUUGCAGGCUGACUCCUCUGCAGUUGGAGCUCUAUAAACACUUCCUACGGAAGGCCAAACCCAUUGAGGCGUUACAAGAAGGCAAAAUAAAUGUCUCCUCCCUGUCUUCCAUCACAUCACUCAAGAAACUGUGCAAUCACCCGGCUCUCAUCUACGAGAAGUGCGUGGAGAACUCCGAGGGCUUUGAGGGGGCCCUGGAUCUGUUUCCACCUGGUUACUGCACCAAGGCUGUGGAACCUCAGCUGUCUGGGAAAAUGCUUGUCCUUGACUACAUUCUGGCAAUGACGAGGACUACAUCGAGUGACAAGGUGGUGUUGGUCUCCAACUACACUCAAACACUGGACCUCUUUGAAAAGCUGUGCAGAUCUAGAAGAUACCUCUAUGUUCGUCUGGAUGGCACAAUGUCCAUCAAGAAAAGGGCCAAGAUUGUAGAACGAUUCAACAGUCCAUCUAAUCCAGAGUUCAUAUUCAUGCUGAGCAGCAAGGCUGGCGGAUGUGGCCUGAAUCUGAUUGGUGCUAAUCGCCUGGUCAUGUUUGAUCCAGACUGGAACCCAGCCAAUGACGAACAGGCGAUGGCACGCGUGUGGAGAGACGGCCAGAAGAAGACCUGCUACAUCUACAGACUGCUCUCUACCGGGACAAUCGAGGAGAAGAUCCUCCAGAGGCAGGCCCACAAGAAAGCCCUGAGCAGCUGCGUGGUGGACGAGGAGCAGGACGUGGAGCGUCACUUCUCUCUGGGCGAACUGCGAGAACUUUUCACCCUCAACGAGGAGACCGCCAGCGACACGCAUGACCGGUUCCGUUGUCGCCGCUGUGUGAAUGGCAGAGAGGUCCGGCCUCCGGACGACGACUCCGACUGCACCAGCAACCUCUCCCAGUGGAACCACUGCUUCGACAAAAAGGGUCUGAGGGACCAAGUGUUGAAAGCCUCCUGGGACGCGGCUGUGUCCUUCGUCUUCCACCAGCGCUCUCACGAGGACCGGAAGGGUGUAGUAUAGUGGCAGAAACUCAACAGACUCUUUACCACAUAACCACAUUUACUGUAAAUCCUGAUAUUUAUUUGUUAUUCAGUUGUUGUUUUUAAUUAAAAGUAAAGAAGAAUGA